AUGUGGAUGCAAUUCAGUUUACGAGGAAAUUACAAGUGGUAUGAUAUAUUACCUAACCUCAUUUCUACUUAUAAUGACACAAAACAUAGAACAAUUGGAAUGAAGCCUAAAGAUGUUACUGCACAACAUGUUGAUAUUUCAAAAGAUCGAAUCUCGAAGCUCAGAAAAAUUCCGUUAAGACGAUCUAAAUUUAAAAUUGGUGACAAAGUGCGAGUUAGCAAAUAUAAAAAUAUUUUCGAAAAAGGUUAUACUCCUAAUUGGACUACUGAAAUAUUUACAAUUGAUAAAGUGGAAUCAACUCAACCUGUGACUUACAAACUCAAGGAUUACCAAGAUCAACCCAUCAGUGGAGGAUUCUAUGAAGAGGAGCUUCUAAAAGUGAAAUAUUCAGACAUUUAUCUUGUUGAGAAAAUUCUCAGGACACGUGGAAACAAAGUUCUUGUCAAGUGGCUUGGUUUCGAUAACUCUCACAACACUUGGGAAGACAAAGCAAAUGUAUAA
Molecule: messenger RNA, 501 nt
Organism: Leptopilina boulardi
Lineage: Eukaryota; Metazoa; Arthropoda; Insecta; Hymenoptera; Figitidae
Exons: 1
Coding region: 1-501 (166 amino acids)
Source: RefSeq, a predicted model, not a curated record